AAUUAUUAUUACAGUAUUUAAUAUACAAUACGACUAAACAAUAAUCAAUUACUAAUUGAUCCCAAGAUAUAUCAUAUCAUCUCAUAAAUGACUACUUUCUGGGGGCCGGCCGUCGCCGACCAACAACUGGACAUCGCAUCGGUUACCGCACGACUAAGUCAGUUGUCCAACGAAGAGCUAAGACAAUUUCUUACCGACGAUGACGGCAGCGGUGGUCGAUGUCAUCGAUUAGACGAAAUGAUCAGAGAGUUGCCGCAGAUCCAAUCGAUGGAAUCGGAACGCGAUCGGCUGAUUGAGGCCAACCGGACAGCCGCACAGCAUAACCUAUCGCGCGAACCAGUCUAUCGGCAGAAACGUCAGCAACUGGUCGACGGUCAUCGGGAGCUGACGGCACUCAAAGAAGAAAUUGACGAGAAAAAGUCACGACUGGACGAAACAGCCCGUCAGACAUCGCUGGACACUCGGCUGGCGCUGAUGCAGACGGCAACUGCCGAAGCCGAAGAACAGAGCGAAGAUCUGGCCUCGGCUUUCAUAAACUCUGACAUAUCGUUUGAACAGUUUAUCAAAGAGUUUGUCGAUCGGCGAAAGUUGGCUCAUUUGCGCCGCAUUAAGACCGAAAAGAUGAUGGACUGUAUACGUCGGGAGACCAACAACGGUGGUAGUGGUUUGGGUGUUGGCGGUCAGUCGCUGUCCAAUCUGACACCGUUACGGCCGGCGCCACCGCCCCCUCAGCAGCCAACGUUGCCGUUUUCACAGCCGGGCGGCGGUGGCGGAGCCGGCAGUGGUCUACGCGAAUAUGUUCAGCCACCGUAUCCGGUGUACGGCAGUGGCGGCGCCGGUGGCCCGCAAAUGAUGCCACAGAUGCCGCCGCAACCGCUGCCACAACAAGUAGUACCGCAACAGUCGUCGAUUAGCUAUCCGUUUAGUCAGUCGUUUAGAUAACUAAUUAUUUGGUCUAAAGACUGACUGAGAGAUCAGUUGUUGUUUUUUU
Molecule: messenger RNA, 991 nt
Organism: Oppia nitens
Lineage: Eukaryota; Metazoa; Arthropoda; Arachnida; Sarcoptiformes; Oppiidae
Gene: Vps37B
Product: vacuolar protein sorting-associated protein 37B-like
Exons: 3
Coding region: 88-942 (284 amino acids)
Biological process (GO): protein targeting to membrane; protein targeting to vacuole; ubiquitin-dependent protein catabolic process via the multivesicular body sorting pathway
Cellular component (GO): ESCRT I complex
Source: RefSeq, a predicted model, not a curated record